AUGAAAAGUGUAGAGCAGUUAUUUCCACAAUUUUAAGUUAUCAAUAUUUUGAGAUAAAAUACUUACAAGAAAUCAGUAAUUGUAAAACGAAGUGGAUAUAAUUACAUGUUGCGUAUAUUUAAUCUUGAAGGAAUUCCUAAAGAAAGAGUUUAAUCAAUAAUAAAAAUCCUUAACAAAUUAUCUAAUCAUAAGAAUCCUCAUAUUGUUAAAUUUUAUGAGGCAUCUUUCGAUCAUGAUAUGACAUACUUGGGGUAUUGAUAAAAAUUAGAAGAUUAGCAUUGUCAGUGAAUACUUAGAUAAAUAAUACGAAUACCCUCUGAAGGAAGUUGAUAUUUGGAAUAUAAUUUAAGAGGUAUCCAACAUGUCCUAUAUAGUUAUCAUUUGGAUUACAAUAAUUUCAUCCAAAAAGAGUUCAUGGCAAAUUAUAAUUGUCUAAUUUAUUUCAAAGUAAAGGUAAGACCAUUUUGGGUGAAAUGAAUGUUCUCUAUUAUUUACAUAAAUAAAACUAUCAAGAUAUAUAUUUAUUAGCACCAGAAUUUAUUAAGUCUCAAAUAUAUGAUCAUAAAUCAGAUAUAUGGAUGGCUGGUUAUAUGCUCUAUUAGAUGAUGUUUAAAGAUCCACCUAUCAUAGCUAAUAAUGUUGAUAUUUUACAUAAAAAAAUACUUAAAGGAAUAUAAUUAACAUAUAAUCCAAAUUAUAGUCUUAAUUUGAAUAAUUUAUUAAGAUUAAUGAUGUGUUAUGAUGCUGAACUUAGACCUAAUGUUGAAUAAAUUCAAUACUUUUGUUAACAAGCUUAAAUAUCUAAUGAAGAAAUAAAUAUCAAUAGAAUAUUACCUAAAUUCAAAGUAGAUAAAGUAAUAUUACAUAAAAAGAGAACUGAAAAGAAAUAAGAACCUAUUUAAAAUAUUGUAUAUUUAAAUGAAGAUCAAUUUAAAUAACCAUAUUUCCCACCUUCUAAAAUUAUUAAAUAAAAAAGACUCUAUUUAUCAAAAUAAACAACUUCAGUCAUUGACUUUGGUCCAUCUCCAAAAACAACUUAUUCUGUUUAGUUACCAAAAGUUCUUAAUUAUUAAUUUAGUAAAUUGAAAGUUAAAGAGGCUAGUACAGUUCCAGGUUCCAUUGGAAAUGCUGAAUAAUUAGAAAAGUAUAUAAUUAAUUAAUUUAAGAUUGUAAAAUAAAUCUCAAAUUAAUAAAUUAGAAUUUGAUAAUCUUUUUCCAUAAACUAAAUAAACUUUACAAACUUAGAGAAGAUCUCCAAAUAGAAUUCAAUUACAAUAAGAAUUUUAAAAUAAAUAAAAGAGUUAAAGAUUAUUUAAUUGA
Paramecium pentaurelia is the source of this 1320-nucleotide messenger RNA. Lineage: Eukaryota; Ciliophora; Oligohymenophorea; Peniculida; Parameciidae. The record is from the annotation of a GenBank genome assembly.